AUGACAUGCCACUUGCUGAUAUGUGUGGGAUUGAGUUCACCAACCGGACCAUGUGCUGCUGGUUUCUACUGCCCAGCAGACUUCAGUUCCUUCAGCCCAACAGCAUUCCUGUGCCCUGAGGGGCAUUUCUGUCAGUCUGGGGCUGCCUAUCCAACCCCGUGUGCUGCCGGUAAAUAUCAACCAAACCGGGGGUCUGAGUACUGCCUCCCCUGCCAAGCCGGGUUCUACUGCCCUGAAGGUAUCACAGGGGACUCCAAGCGCUGUCCACCACAUUCGUAUUGUCCUGCAGGUACAUUGGUUCCUCAUCCAUGUCCGGAGGGUACUUACACUCCUCCGGAUCUGUCCGGCCUUUGGGAGGAGAAAGGAUGUCUUCUUUGCCCAGCAGGCCACUUUUGCAGGGAAGGACGAGUGGAGGGGAGAUGUGCUGCUGGCUACUUUUGCCAAGAAGGGAGCUCAGAUGCCACCCCACAGGGCUAUAACUUCACCUGGAGCCCCCUGGCUCACUGUCUCUGGGGUCAGAUGUGUGCAGGACCCUGCCCAGCAGGGUUCUACUGCCCAGAAGGCUCAGAGGCACCCAUUCCUUGUUCAGAUGACACCAUUGGCUCUCUCCCAGGUGCCAGACAAAGGGAAGACUGUCUGCCCUGUCCACCAGGCCGCUGGUGCAAAUCAGGGGAUCCAGUAGCCUAUCCAUGUCCUUAUGGGCACUAUUGCUAUGGGAUGAAUCUCAGCAACCCCGGUGGAUUGCGGGCCCUCCAGCAGUGCCCCAGACAGGCUUUCCGAACAGAACUAGGAACUGAUAGUCAAUCAGAUUGCCAGCCCUGCUCAUCAGACUAUCAGUGCCCUGCAACAGGAGCCACUGCUUUUGGAGACUAUCCCUGUGCCCCGGGCUACUGGUGCCCAGAUAGAAGAGAUGCUUUCCUUUGCCCACCGGGCUCCUUUAGGACCCAGCCAGGGGCUACAUCUUUGGAGGAGUGUCACCCCUGCUCUUCCGGAUUCUACUGUCCGGAUCCAGCAAAGUCAGGGGUGCCUAACAUCCAUGGAAUACCUUGUGAACCAGGCUAUGAAUGCCCACCAGGUUCUCCUAAUCCUCAGAUAUGCCGGCCUGGCUCUUACUGUGGACCCCACGCAGGAAUUCCACCUCUGUGUCCUGCUGGAUAUUACUGUCCUGAGGGGUCAUCCACAUACAACAUUCCUGGGCAGCUGUGUGUCUAUCCCCACUAUUGCCCUCUUGGCAGUGCACAUCCACUUCUGUGCCCAUCUGGUUACACAGCCCUGAACACGACGGGCCGUAGGGACUCCUUGGAGAAGAGCUGCAGGAGAUGUGAAGCAGGAACUUACAGCAGCAACUCUGACAUCAGCUCACCCUGUUUGCCCUGCCCACCGGGAUUCAGCUGUCCUGAAGGUACUGCAGCUUACCUCCAGCAUCCCUGCCCCCGAGGGUACUAUUGCCCUGCCCUGACCCCUUCCCCAGAGCCCUGUCCUCCUGGUACUUUUGGGAACUGCAGCCUUGCAAAGCAGCUAGAGGAUUGCCACCCCUGCCCCGCUGGCUCUUUCAACCAUCUCCCGGCUCAAACUGGGUGUUUUCCCUGUGGGAGCUCUUCAACAUCCAAUCCAGGUGCUACCAGAUGUACCUGCCAUGGUAUGAAUCGAGCUUUCCAGGAGUCUGAUGGCUCUUGCAUUUGCCAAUUGGGAUACAUUUACUAUGACGAAAGAGGAAAGAAAACACCUGACAUCAACAGCGACCAGGACUGCCAGCCCCAGGUGGAGGAGCACUGUGCUCCUUGGGAGGUCCGCCUAGCAUCCACCCGCAAAUGUGUGUCUCCUGAGCUGUACAAUUGCUCUCCAGUCUGUGGUCCAGCAAAUGGCGAGCUCCAUGCAGAACUUGGCAUGUGUCAUUGCGGGCAGUACAUCUCUGCGGAAGAGCUCUGUGAUCACCUGUGCCUGUUGAGAGCCCCGCAGAUUUCCCUGAGAUUUGGCGCAGAGAGGGAACUGCUCCUGAGCAUCGAUGGGUCUGAGGAAAGAGAGAUACCAAAUAUCUUGGGACCUGAUGAACAUAUUCAGAAAAGCCAGCAGGUGCAUUUGGCUCUUUUUGGCCCCAGUGGAGUUUUUGGCUUCCUUCUUUCCAACACAGACAUGCUAGAUGCUUUUCUGGCAGGAGAUUCGGGGCUGCCUCCCUCACGGCAAAGAUAUCGGCGGGAUAAAGAGGACACAUCAUCUCAACAUGUUCCUGUCUUCCCCACAAUCCCAAACCCUGUUGCGUGCCUGGCUGUUGGAGACACUAUCCUUUUCCAGCUCAGUAUCAAUUCCUAUGAUCGAGUUUCCAGUCACUAUCCUGUCUAUCAGAAGCAACAUCUCUACAACAGUAACCCCCACUGGGAUUUCGGUGCAUUCAGAAGGCUGGACCACCUCAUUCAAGAAACUCAUCUGAACAUCUCCAGGUUCACCCAUGUUUUCCUUGAGCCCGGGACAUAUGUCUUCCGGGAUAACGCCAUUAAAGAUCGGAUACUCAUUGUGGUGGUCCAUGAGGAGACUGUAGGCUGCGACCCCCUUGUGGCUCCCUUCCAGCCCUCCUCUCCCUACCAGCUGGCUCGGCAUGGGGUCCUAAAGCGCCAGGUGCUGAAUGUAGCCCCAGACUGGGCAGCUAUUGCAGCUGUGCUCUUCAUCGUGGGAUUCCUCACAGUGGUCUUGACAGCCUUAUUUGUUCUGCUGAGACAUUCCAGCUCCGCUCCAAACCCAAUGAAGAGCUGGAAGCCACGGUGGAGAAGCCUGGGAGAGCCACACAUCCCACCUGAGUAUAUCCUUAUUAAAGAGAGCCUCCAAUUCUACGAAGCUCUUGGCUCCCAGGGCACUGGGGAAGAACCUGAUGCCGGGGAAAGAGGUUUUCUGGGAUUAGGGGACUGGUCCACAACAAGAGACCUGGAAGAUUUCAGCGUUCGUACUUUGUAUGACAAACUGGAGGACCAGAACCUGCAUCUGUCAUCACAGCUAGCAAAACACCGGGCAGAUGUCCUGGCAUUUUACCGAGGGAUCAGCCAGAAGAUCCAGAGUCUUUUGGAUAUGGUACAGACACUAGACAUGGAUGAACUGAAGGACCUCGAAAGGGCCAAAGUCCCCAGGGACAGAGCCAAAGUCACCUUCAGCUCAGCCAAGGAGAUCCAACAGAGUGAGAACUCCCCAGCCAAGAUUUCUGGAGUCUUGCAAGCAAUGGGUUACUCGGGUUCUGAGUGGCAGGAGGCAACUGAAUUAAUGAAAGUCCUGGGAAUUUUGCUGCGAAAAAUCCAUUUUGGGAAGGCGACAGUGAAACAAGAAAGAACGCAGAGGCACAAUGGGUCUGGGGGUUCUGGUCUGGCCAUCCGAGAGCAAGCUGGAACUCAGCAACCAUGCCCAGGUACCGGCUCACCGAAGCAGCAUGUGCUCUCCAGUGCACAGUGGGCCUCCCUUAGCUCCUGUGGCUAUGAAGACCAAGAUCUGAAGACUUGCAAGAGCAGCAUGCUUGCUUAUCUGAGCGAGCUGGAAGUAGAGGCCCUGAUGGCAGCGUCUCCCCUUGCCAAGACCCUGGGCGAGAUCAAGCAGUUUUUGGAGGCAUCUCAGCAGCACCCUCACUCGCUUCCGUCUCCAGGGGCAAGUGUAGAUGAUGGCUGUUCUCCUUCAGGACCGAGCACCAAUAGUGUGAUCCCCACCAACCUGGCCAGCCUGUCUCCUCGCCAUUUUGUGGUUUACCGUUUUGGCUGCACAGUAGCACGCCUGCUGGCAAAAGUCUUCUCUUUCCCAGCACUGGUACUCCUGUUGGCUCAAGAAAUCCCCAGACAAGGCCCUGUGGAGCUCCACUUCGCCAGAGAUUCCUACUAUGAUGCCACCAACAGGUUCCUGUACAUACUGUCAUCGCACCUGGAGAGUGCUGGGGGAUUUGUGGCAGUCCUGCUGAAUGCCAUGGCUCACAUCAAAGCAGGCCCUAAAGAAGCCAUCUCUCCAAAUGUUGGAUUUUGGAAAGAGCUCAACACAGCAAUCGCCACCCUAGCAGAUGCCUUUUUCCAGUGUUCUUGGGGAGCAGAAGAGAUGGCAGAGAAGAAUCCUAUGAAAAAUUGCUCACCCAUUUGUUUAGCCGCUCGGUCGAUUUUUGAAGAACUGCUGAGCAUCCAAAUGUUGCCUGGCCCUCACUUCCUUGAGAAACAGCCAUGGGAAAGGUUGCAACAUUACAAAAGUUUUCAGCUGCAAGUGGAGCUUCGGGAUAUAAUGGACAAUUCAGAGCAAAAUGGGGAAGAAGCCAGCAGCAGUGAGAAGACGACUCAGCAAGGAGAUUCCUCUGGCCUUCAGGUGAAGAUUGCAGAGCUGGAGCAGAUGCUGGAUGGCUUGAAUGAGGACUUCUUCCAGCUCACAGUGGAGGUCUUAACAAUCCAGAAGGAGGAGGAACAACUGGAUCGUGAGCUCAGAACGCAAGAGGAGUCAGUCUCAUUUGCUUCUCCAGGUGGUCUUUUGGGAGAGGAAGCACAGCACUUUUCAGAACACCUUGAGACUUGGGCUGCCAAGAGAGAUCAAUGUUUAUUGCUGGAAAUUAAGAGGAGUUUCAUUGCACGGAGAAUCAAAGACAUUGAACUGGAACUGGAUCGUUAUCUGAAAAUCCGUAGUGGUUGCCAAACUCAGUGUCUGAGGGAGGACUGA
Rhineura floridana is the source of this 4659-nucleotide messenger RNA. RefSeq lists its product as uncharacterized. Bases 1 to 4659 code for a protein of 1552 amino acids. NCBI's taxonomy places the organism in Eukaryota, Metazoa, Chordata, Lepidosauria, Squamata, Rhineuridae. The record is from RefSeq and is a predicted model, not a curated record. The transcript has 31 exons.